This is a messenger RNA of Saxophila tyrrhenica, 2325 nucleotides long. RefSeq lists its product as uncharacterized. The record is from RefSeq and is a predicted model, not a curated record. Gene Ontology annotation, cellular component: SHREC complex; rDNA heterochromatin; mating-type region heterochromatin. Gene Ontology annotation, biological process: silent mating-type cassette heterochromatin formation. The transcript has a single exon. Bases 1 to 2325 code for a protein of 774 amino acids. Lineage: Eukaryota; Fungi; Ascomycota; Dothideomycetes; Mycosphaerellales; Extremaceae.
AUGUCACAGGACGUGAUUGUCCUCCCCAUCAACCCAGGCUCCGACGGCGAUGGACGCAAAUGGCCAAAGCACGGACUCGACCGCAAUGACACCUACUACCUCGAACGCAUCGCCACCGACAAAUGGGCCCAUGACUUACCAGGUGGCCGUCAACCAAGCGUAACAUACCGCCUGGACCGUUUACCUCAAGGAUACGCCGGCUUCGAAAAGGCUCGGGAGGCUGAUAGAAAGCACGUGGAUAGGUACAUCUAUGGCCACCCCAAUGGGCAAUUCAGGUCCCUGGCGGAGUUCUACCCUCACUUCAAACACUUGAUGGAUUAUGGCGGGCCCGCUGGCUGCGAAUGUAAGCUCUGCACUGGUGGCAGCAGCAGGAAGCCUAAGUCGGGUGGAACGGGAAGUGGUGCUGAAGGUCGGCCGGCGAGAGCAAAACCUGGCAAGACUGCACCGACAGCAAAGCGUAGAGACCAAUCUGAAUCGGACGGACCAAGGCCGCAAAAGCGCGAGGUGGUCUAUGCGGAGGGUGUUCCUGACGUCUACGAGACGCUGAUAGAGAAGCUGAGAAUCGCUGGACCGGGAGGCAGUGUCGAUGAACCCAUCGAAGAGCGGAUGUCACCUGAUUGGCGUACGGGCAAUGCCACGAGCAAAGAGCUGCUACAGGAGUGGCGGUCUUUGCCAGGCUAUGCACCGCGGAUGGGUGAAAUAGUGUUGUUCGUACGCAAGAUCAACGGAGGCGAGGUCAUUGCUUUGUACGAUGACGAUGAGGAUUCAGCACAUUUUCAGCGUUAUGAUACUCAGGAGGGGCAGUGGCUCGGUCACCCUCGAUGGGAGGCUGGCGUGGUCACCCAGAUGCCGCAAGAGCCAACUCUCGACCAAGAUCUUCUGGACGACAUCGGGAAAGCGCUCGCAGUCAAUGAUUCCGGCUGGCGCAUCGAACCUCUCUCGCAGCCCGGCAGUGAGAACAAGCCGCAUGCGAGACAGUCGAAAUACGUACCACUCCAUCACAUAAGACCUUUCACACUCUGGUCCGAAUGUGUGAGCGGGCUGGAGCGAGACAAGUGGCAUCCUACCAUACUCCAUGCUGUCACCGUUGCAAGCAGCCUCUGCGUCAUCGACAAGUUCAGGUUCCGAGGGACGUGGCCGCAUGCUACUGUAUUCGCCAAAGGUGUCUACAUUGGCGCGGAGCUGAUCAUGGUCGGCGACACUGUUCGCUUACUGCCGCGCAAAUCAGAGCAGGACGAAGAUAUAGUGACAGACGUUAUGGUCGUGACUGCGAUCCGCUUCCGCUUCGUCAAUCUUGACCUGGACGACACUGCUAUCAUCACGCCGCCCCCGGACUCGCCCUACCAGACGUGCCUGCACAUUAGCGGCCGCAUAUGCACUCUUGAUCCCACAAGGAGCUUCGAUGGCGUCGGCAAAGUCCCCAUUGGUCCGAGCGAACUACCCUCUAGCCUCUCUGGAUAUGGCCAAUGGUAUCACUACCACGAUCCCAAGCGGCCACUCCUCAAAGCUGAAGUCCCUUACACCCGGGUCCUAGGACGCUGCUACGAGGACAAAGCAUUCCAAGCCUGGCUUGGCGAUUCAAAGCAACUCGCCACCAAAUGCCUCCCACCAAAUGACACACCGGUAGACAUCUCUUACGGCCUUGAGGGCAUUACCCAAGCCCGCAAAUACAGCCAGGACAGAGAUAGCCGCAUCGCGGCCCAGGGUGGCGGAAAGACAUGGUUCUGGGCCGACACCCGCAUUGAGCAGCUCGAUCUGCAUGAAGUGAACAAUCGCACUGUUGGCGUAAAAGACGCCGAGAGAACGAAGGGGCAGAUGGCGAAGUGGAAGGCUUCGUUGAAGACGCUGGAUGGGAAGAAAGUGGGGAUGGAAGAGGUCCAGGCGGUGCGAAAAGAGAAAGAGAGGGAGGUGGCGGAGGUGGAGAAGAUGCAGAGUUCGUAUGGGCUUGUCAACGCUGCUGUUGCUCCGACGCCCGAGCAAGUGGAGGACGAGAUUCUGGCCGGUGGGGAGGUUGGUGAUGGAGAAGAGGUGGAUGAGGAUGAUGAUGAAGAGGACAUCGAAGACCCGCAAGAUGACAUGGAGCUGGAUGAAGAAGAGGACUCGAAGCCAUCGAUGGGCAUGAUGGGAAGUCUGCGUGCCGGAAGCGGCUUCCAAUCCACGAAAGCUCCGAUCGAGCUCUCCGAUGAUUCAGAGGACGACGAGACGACGCAGCUGGCCGGGAAGCUGGCGAUGAGUAUCCGUAAUAAUGGGGAUCGGAAGAAGAAUGACAGGCAGAGUUCUUCCGGGCUGAGGUUCGGGAAUCAGAAGUCGCCUUGGUUGCACUGA